CACGAUGUUACUAACACUUCAGUCUUGCUCAAGUCGUCUUCACUUACUGUGUGCUGUGCUCGAGUAUCUCUCACUUUAUCUCAACCAAUCAAUCCUUUUGCCAAUAAAUUAAACAAAGAAAUUGAGCCUUUACUUUCAACAUUAUCGAGAUAUUCUUCUUCUUCUUCUUCAGGGACUCACCAUUUCUUCUCCUUCAAUUCUUCACCAUGGAUCGUGUCAGCCAUAGGGGUUCACGGUUUCUUCUCGAUGCGUCUCCGCUGUUAGAGUUCGAGUUCCAACCUACCAUGGAUCCUGUCAUCAAUUGGGUUUCAAACUUUCUUCACAGUCUUCAGCAUUGCAUGGAUCCUGUCAUCAACUGGUUCAUGUCCCUGAUAAGUUGCUUAGCGGCAAAGAUUAAUCAAAUACUUGAAAAAUUCACUGGGCAUCAAUUUAACGUUAAGACUGACGCUUGUGAUGAAAUUUCAUUGGGUGGAGAAUGGUUGUUGUAUGUUGCUAUUGCUGUUGUUGUAGCACUGGCAGCUAUUCCUGUUGUCUGGUUGCUUUGGAAGGUGGUUUUUGGUGUUGUUUGGUUGCUUUGGAAGCUGAUUUCUGGUGUUGUUUUGUUGCUAUGGAACGUGAUUUCUACUUUUGUAUUGGGUCUUUGGAACGUGAUGAGGAAGAUUUUCUGUUGUUGUUGUGAAAGAGGGAAGACAAUGAAGGCUCCAGGGAGGAAAAUUCGCAUUUAUAGAGAUGACUUUGAACGUAGUCCUAAGAACUACUUCCGUAACUUGCGCAGAGACCAACGUAACUGGCGCAAUAAUCAACGUCAUACGAUUUUGGUUUGAAAUCUCAAACGUGUAAAUACACGUCAAACUAGAAGCACCUUUCAGUUGCUUCUGGUGAAAUUCUCAUGAAAAAAUGAACGUCGUGCUGUUUUAUUAUAUUAAAGCUUGCUUGUGUUUGUAUAUAUGGUGCAUGUUUGACGUGAUUUCGGUAGAUAUGGUUUGAACAAAUGGUUCCCAAGAUUCUGUUAUUUGUGUUGCACUACAUGGAUGAGAUUGAAGUGUAGUUUGAUUAUGAAUACAACAGUCUGUUAUUUGAUGA
This is a messenger RNA of Glycine soja, 1083 nucleotides long. RefSeq lists its product as uncharacterized. Lineage: Eukaryota; Viridiplantae; Streptophyta; Magnoliopsida; Fabales; Fabaceae. The coding region runs from base 207 to 824 and encodes 205 amino acids. The record is from RefSeq and is a predicted model, not a curated record. The transcript has 4 exons.